AUGGACGAGGGCAGCCGGCUACGCGGAGUUUGUCGUAUGGCCAGUGACGCCGCGAUAAGGUGGUGGAGGGGCGAUCCCCGCCACUGGGCAGAUCGUGAGCGCAGCGUGCAGAUGCACAAAGGCACGGGCGUGGCGGCCAGAAGAGAGGAGUCGUUGGGUGGUGGAGUGGUUUGGGCGUGGAGUCGAGGCCGAAUUGCGAGUCGCUGCGCAUGCGAUGCGAGGGUUGGCCGACGCAAGCACCGUGGCACCGUGGCACCGUGGCACCGUGGCACCGUGGCACCUAGCGGCUUUGUCAAGGCCCUGGGGGCUGGGCGGGCUCAGAACGGCCGGGGUCGCAGUGCGAUCCGCCUUGCGACAGCAGCGCAGCAGCGCAGCAGGCGGCGAUCCACCACGCAGCUGUUGGUGGAGACGGGCCGCGCUGCGACUGGAGCGUUCGCCCUCGCGCCAGGCCGGCCAAGCCUGGCGCUGCUCGAGAGGCGCUGGUGGGAUGCGCCCGACGCUGAGGGGCUGGCACAGGCGGCCAACGACGACGGCGACGUGACGGCGACGGAGCGUGAGAGGUCGCCGUCGCCCAGGCCCGUCCCAGCCGGCGUCUGCAUGCAGGCCCGCGCUGGGAGGGCGCUGCAAGAUGCAUCUGCAGCCAGCGCCCUCCAAGACGGACGUGUCUGUUCCGCGACUCCACGCCCAAGGGCCCGUCCGGCGCCGCCAUGGCGAUGGCGUCCGAGAAAUGCCCCGCCGUGCCCGCCAGGCCCGCCAGGCCCGCCAGGCCCGCCAGGCCCCAGAUGCCCGUCGAGGCCCUCGCCGCUCGUCUGGCGCUGCGUGCCUGGCGCCGACGAAAGGCUCUCGUGCCACGCCCCGGUUUCACAUGCCGCUCUCCCGACUGCCUCGCAGGCCUCGCGCCGUCUGGCAGUGGUGCUGGCUGCAUCAGCCGUGGCCGAGUCGUCAGCACAGAACGAGGCCGGUGGAGCCCGACCGCCGUGGACACGGCCUCCCGCGUCGCCAAUUGGCCGCCAGCCAGGCGUGCCGCGAACUAGCAACCACAAACGCGGCGGCUGCAAGGGGAGCCAGGCGAAAGGGCUAGGCAUCCCGCCCGAGCAGCGCGCGCUCAAGGUCCACGUCCACGCUGCUGGCUGCCGUGCCACGGUCGACUUGCCCUCUGAACCACGCUCCCUGUGCAAGCGUGGCCUGCUCCUGCUGUACGACGUGGAUUGCAUGCGAGUAUAA
Molecule: messenger RNA, 1224 nt
Organism: Mytilinidion resinicola
Lineage: Eukaryota; Fungi; Ascomycota; Dothideomycetes; Mytilinidiales; Mytilinidiaceae
Exons: 3
Coding region: 1-1224 (407 amino acids)
Source: RefSeq, a predicted model, not a curated record